Gregarina niphandrodes is the source of this 3282-nucleotide messenger RNA. RefSeq lists its product as hypothetical. The transcript has a single exon. The record is from RefSeq and is a predicted model, not a curated record. The coding region runs from base 1 to 3282 and encodes 1093 amino acids. NCBI's taxonomy places the organism in Eukaryota, Apicomplexa, Conoidasida, Eugregarinorida, Gregarinidae.
AUGAUCACGGAGGCGCUAGAACACGUUAGGUCAUACCCGGCGCAAAUCGCGGUCCACCGCAAGACUGAAAUCGCGGAGGUCCCAGCCGAAGGGGACCAGCCCGUGACCAUUGGCAAGAUUCAAGCUGACGUGGAUGUCAUAUUACAGCACUUAAAGUCUCAUACGGAGCUCAAGCAUUACGUUGAUGAGGCGCAGGCGCUAGUCGAGCUGCUUGGGGCUUUAUAUCACGGGUGGCUGGUUCCACUGUAUCGGACAGCCCCGAAGAGCAAAACUGUGAACAACGAUGAGGAGUCAAAAGAGGAUGUGCUGGAAGAGAGUAUUCCCAAUGAAAGUGCUCCCAAUGAAAGUGCACCCAUUGAAAGCGCUUCCGAUGAGACUGCACCUAAAGUGAGUGAGCCCGAAGAGAAUGCGCCUAAAGAGAGUGUCCCCGAAAGAAGUGUGGACGAAACCGAGUUGCAGUGCGGUCAAGAUGAGACCACAGUGUGUUCAGUGCUGCAAGACAAAGCAAUGGUUAGGAGCGCGGCCCUGGAGAGUUCUGCGGGCGGUGGCCGAGUCGGCGGUUGCGUGGAGGGCCGGCAGGAGACGGUGCGAGAGAUCGAGGCGGCGAUCGGUGGGUUGCUGGACUGUCUGACGGUGUUGUGCGUGGAGACUGAGGAGGAUGCGGGUGACGUGCAGGGUUCGAGGGACUGCCGAGACCGGCGACAAGUGGUUCGCAAGGCGGUGCCGGCGUCGUUACUUAGCCAGUUGGCAGAGGCGAUGGUGCGGAAGGGCGUGGAUGAGACGGCGCGGCGUGCGUGUGUGGAAGCGGUCAUGGUCCUGGCACGUGCGUUGGGCAGUUUGGAUGAAGAGUACUGGUUACGCGUCUGCCGAUUGGGUGCAGAGUGCGUGGAAUGCCCUCGGGUGCGAACCCGUGCGUUGGCUGCGUUGGGAGUGAUGCUGCAGAGCAAGUUGGCGCUGGGGACCAAGACGAGUGUGGUCAAGGUGGGUCACGAGUUGAGUCUGGUCACUUCCACCGUCAUCGACAUCCUCAACGAAGAGGGUGCGGAGGAGAGGGAGUAUGUUGACUUUGUGUUGUCGGCGAUUUUGCGACUUCUGGGCGAUGAGGAACGCAGUGCACAGGAUGCAGUGGAUUGGCCGAGUUGGUUGGGGCAGUUGUUAGAUGGACGUUUGGCGGCGGAUGAGGAGUUGUGCGGGGCGUUGGGUUUCUUGAACCUGCUGCAUUCCGCCGCUCCCAACGAGUUUGCGACUUACGUCUCGCUUGCAGGUCUCGCCUUCCGCGUGCUCCCGCUCGUCUGCAAGGCCGCGGCUGCGCCGCUGCGCACACAGACGGAGGCCGCGGCGUUUUUAAGUCACUGUCUUGACUUUCCAAGCCUGCGCAAACAACUGCUCGAAGCCGAGGCCGUGGACCUUCUUGCGCCCGCGCUCGACCGCGCAGACGACCCCGAGCUGCGCGCCGCCGUCGUUGCCGCCCUUGCGAAACUUGCAUUCCACGGCGCCGAGGCCAAGGACCUUGUGCUCGACUCGGUGCCCUUCUACUCCCUCGUCCACACCCUCGCCCAACACAUCCGCACACGGGUCGGAACGGGGUCGGACAGGACGGAGUCGGACAGGACGGAGUCGGAAGGGGCAGGACCGCCGCCACGACCUCGGGCCGACCAGGGCCGCCUGCAGCGCAUUGCGCGCUCUGUCGUCUCCACGCUCGCGUCGCUCUCCUUUCACGCGGAGUUCAAGGCCCGCGUCCUGCGUCUAGCUUCGCUCGAAGAACUCGAGCGCGUCAGCGCCGAGUACGACGGCGACGGCGGUGGCGACGGCGGCACCGAGACGCGCCCGCUGCUCAAGCCAGGCAGCCGCCUCGACGCCGUGACCGACAAGCUCUUGGCGGGCGCGGCGGCGGAGAGCGCAGCGGCGAAGGACGUGGCGGCGAUGGACGUAUUGGAAGACCUGCAGGUAGCUGCGGCGGUGUGUCCGGUGCAGCAGGGGGCGUUGGACGUGGUGUUGACGGUGUUCAAUGUGUUGCGUUCAAGGCACGACCGGAAGGUGUUGUCCAACUCGGAGAAACGUGGUCCGGACUUGGACGCGAGUCAGUUGAAGGAGUUGGAGGCGAUGUACCACCGGCUGCCGGAGCAGGCGAAGGUGGCGGAGCGGCGGCUGUACGACUCGGGUGGGCUGGUGGCGGCGAUGGCUGUGCGGAAGUAUGUGUUGAUGCGAACGGGGUUGGUGCAGGCGCUGGACGGGUUGUUGGAGCACGGACGUUGGUCGGGAGGGUCGGGCGGUUGGGCGGGCGGCCGUGCUGGGCGGUCGCUCUGUGUGUUGGCGAGUCACAGUGUGUGUUGCCUGGCGAGUGUGUUGGGGUUGCGUGCGAAGUUGGUGGCGGCGGGUGGUUUGCGUGUGUUGUUGCGCGGUUGUGAGCAGGGCGACGUGGAGGCUCGUUUCCAGGUCUGUUCACUGGUGGCGACAUGUCCGCCGCGAGCGUUGGGUUAUGCGGUGCGGAUGCGUUGUGCACACGAGUUGUUGCAGACGGUGGGUGCGGAGGAGGAGGAGUUGCCCGUUUGUUUUGCGGCGCGUGGGUUAGUGAAUUUGUGCGCACUGUUUGAGGAUGUUAGCGUUAAGAUUUGGGACGGCGGUCGCGGCUGGCGUACGUGCGAGAACCUCAUGACCGACUGGAGCGACUUGACAUCACGGUACGGUGCGGAGCUACUGUGCAAUCUCACCUCUAAGGAUGCUGUUCAGCAAAAACUUCAGGCACUCAUCCUGGCGGGCGACACAGACGCCAGCCGGCGCUGGCCGCUUUCGCUCUUGGUCGCCUUUGCCUCGGACGCGUCCGUGCCGGAGCGACAGUACGCGUGCCUGAGUACGCUCUACCACUUGAGCGGCCCCACGGAACUGGCCGUUUGGGUCUUCAACCAAGCGACAGUUGAAAUCUCCGGCCAGACUUACUUGGUGCUUGACAGAGUCCUGGAGAUAUGGAGCGUUUUCGGACAGCAGGACGCUCAGGUCGAGUUGCGCGUUGUGUGCACCGUGAUCAACGUCCUCCUCAACAACCUCCAGUUCGUUCACGCUCUCGGCCAGACGCCGACGGCAGAUUCGCGCGAACUGCUGACGACGGUCGAGCUCAACUCCGUCAAGACCAUGCUCGCCACGGGCAUGCUCUGGAACGCGCUUUCGGACGCCGCCAAGACCCGCUUCACCAGACACUUCCAUGAGUUCGUCCGAGAACCCACUUACCGACAGAUCGUCGCCCGCUUGCCGGGCACCAUGCAGACCCUGUGGACCAGCUUUUGA